Messenger RNA from Funneliformis mosseae, 204 nucleotides. NCBI's taxonomy places the organism in Eukaryota, Fungi, Glomeromycota, Glomeromycetes, Glomerales, Glomeraceae. The record is from the annotation of a GenBank genome assembly.
GAUAGUAAAACGUUAGCUCUUGAAGCUGACAAUCUUAUAGACGAAGACCAAGCUUUCGAUGCAUCAGAAAAUUUAUUAAACAACAAAGAUGCUGGAAAGAACACCAUUACAUUUGAAAAAGUCUGCGACGUGACUACUUUUUACAUUUAUUGCGUUACUGAGACCUUCCUUCCAAACAAAUCCUUCAGAGAAAAGACUAAUAAA